Molecule: messenger RNA, 7654 nt
Organism: Monodelphis domestica (gray short-tailed opossum)
Lineage: Eukaryota; Metazoa; Chordata; Mammalia; Didelphimorphia; Didelphidae
Source: RefSeq, a predicted model, not a curated record
CUGAAGACUUACGUAAGGAGUGUGCUAGUUUCAUAUUGGUCACACUGCCGGAAACCCAGUGCCGUUGCAUUCGCCCGGAGUAGCGGGAGUUUGGGGACAUGGUGAACUGCCCUCCCUGAGGACCUGUACUGGGGUUGUCCUAUCUGUGUCCCCAGGCUGGACGUCAUAUGAGGAUGCUCCAGACAUAGGUCAUAGGUGAGGAGACCUAGGCACCUAAGCCAGAAACAUUGGGAAACUGAUCCUUGGUUAAAGGAGGAGAAAUAAAAGAGGGGAUUCCAGGGAGUUCUGCUGAGAGAUAGCCAUGUGGAGAAUUACCUCCUCUCUUUUCCCCUACUUUUCCCCUGUCCCUCCUGCUCCUGACCAGUCCCUCCCUUCCCCCCCAAUCACUCCUCCUCCCCUCACCUACUCUGUUGCAACCCAAACAACAAACCAAGCAGCAGUAAUCACAGACAAUUCAAAUGAAGACCAAUCCUCUCCAAGGGAAUUUGUAAAUAUUACACCUCAUAGACCUUUGACUCUACAAGACAUUGAGCGGUUCAAAGAAAAUAUUCCUUCCUUUGAAGAUGAACCCUUUGUAGUCAUAAGAAAUUUUGAAAUCAUUUACAUAUUCUACAAUCCAACCUGGUCAGAGGUAGAAGAUUUAAUGCAUGCUCUGCUAACAGAGGAAGAAAGGAAUAAGGUUCUUUCUCUUGUGAAUGAGGCUCAGGGAUUCAGGGCUGUUCACUGGCCGACAGAAGAUCCUAAAUGGGACCCAAAUUUAGAGGAAGAUUACUUAAGUCUAUGUCAUGCUAGGGAUGCACUACUAGAAGCAAUGAGGGAUUGUUCUUAUAGGCCACAUCUUUGGACUAAGUUUGAAAACAUGAAACAGGAAGAAAACGAAAACCCAAUGGACUUCAUGGAUAGACUUGUCAAACUGGGACGCAGAUCUCUGGGCCUAGAUCUUUCUAGGGAAAAAGAUCUUGGACUCUUAAGGAGGCAAUUUGUAAGAAACUGCUGCACAGUGGUUAAGAACUAUUUUAUGACUGACUGUCCAAAAUGGACUGUUAUGGACAUCAGUGAAUUAAAAAUAGUGGCAGAUUACAUCUUUAAUAGACCUGAAGAUAAAGAGGAAAAAUUGGAUAUAUUAAGGAAGGAAAUACAUACAUUAACUGAAGAACUUAAAAAAGUAAUUGCAAAACAGGGAGAAAUCAUAUCUCUUGUGAAGAAAUCCACAAAGCAACCACUGAUGUGUUAUUUUUGUGGAAAGAAAGGUCAUAUAGCUAUUAAUUGCAGGAAGAGAAAUCCGGAAAAUGGAAAUAGAAGCUUGAGGAACAACAAUAAUAGAUCCUCUUACAGGAUUGGUGAUUGUAAUAGGGGAAAUUAUAACCCACACCAAAGUAUCCAAUAUGGGGUUUGUCCUCACUGUCCUCAUUGUGGCAACCCCCCUCAAAAUGGGGGGACCCCAGAAGGUCCGGGAGGGGAAGGGAUCUGUAAAAAAUAGACUCGAAUACAGGACUACAAUCCCCACGAACCUUUGCUCCACUUCCCCAGAAUGCUUUGUAAUCUCACCUGGGCCGAGAUCGAGAAGGUAUUUAAGCUGAUUCAAAGGCUUUUGAGGGUUUCUUGGCUCUUUUUGGACUUCCGUUUUGAAGCAGGCAGUCUCUUUUUUUUUAAAUAUAUUUUAUUUGAUCAUUUCCAAGCAUUAUUCGUUAAAGACAUAGAUCAUUUUAUUUUCCUCCCCCCCCACCCCCCAUAGCCGACGCGUAAAUCCACUGGGCAUUAGAUGUUUUCUUGAUUUGAACCCAUUGCUUUGUUGAUAAUAUUUGCAUUAGAGUGUUCAUUUAGAGUCUCUCCUCUGUCAUUUCCCCUCAACCUCUGUAUUCAGGCAGUUGCUUUUCCUCGGUGUUUCCACUCCCAUAGUUUAUCCUUUGCUUAUGAAUAGUGUUUUUUUCUCCUGGAUCCCUGCAAAUUGUUCAGGGACAUUACACCGCCAUUAAUGGAGACGUCCAUUACGUUCGAUUAUACCACAGUGUAUUAGUCUCUGUGUACAAUGUUCUCCUGGUUCUGCUCCUCUCGCUCUGCAUCACUUCCUGGAGGUUGUUCCAGUCUCCAUGGAAUUCCUCCACUUUAUUAUUCCUUUUAGCACAAUAGUAUUCCAUUACCAACAUAUACCACAAUUUGCUCAGCCAUUCCCCAAUUGAUGGGCAUCCCCUCGUUUUCCAGUUUUUGGCCACCACAAAGAGCGCAGCUAUGAAUAUUUUUGUACAAGUCUUUUUGUCCAUUAUCUCUUUGGGGUACAGACCCAGCAGUGCUAUGGCUGGAUCAAAGGGUAGACAGUCUUUUAUUGCCCUUUGGACAUAGUUCCAAAUUGCCCUCCAGAAUGGUUGGAUCAGUUCACAACUCCACCAGCAAUGAAUUAGUGUCCCUACUUUGCCACAUCCCCUCUAGCAUUCAUUACUUUCCACUGCUGUCAUGUUAGCCAAUCUGCUAGGUGUGAGGUGAUACCUCAGAGUUGUUUUGAUUUGCAUCUCUCUGAUUAUAAGAGAUGUAGAGCACUUUUUCAUGUGCUUAUUAAUAGUUUUAAUUUCUUUGGCUGAGAACUGCCUGUUCAUGUCCCUUGCCCAUUUGUCAAUUGGAGAAUGGCUUGAUUUUUUGUACAAUUGAUUUAUUCUUUAUAAAUUUGAGUAAUUAAACCUUUGUCAGAGGUUUUUAUGAAGAUUGUUUCCCAAUGUGUUGCUACCCUUCUGAUUUUGGUUACAUUGGUUUUGUUUGUACAAAAACUUUUUAAUUUGAUGUAAUCCAGAUUAUUUAUUUUGCAUUUUGUAACUCUUUCUAAUUCUUGCUUGGUUUUGAAGUAUUUUCCUUCCCAAAGGUUUGACAUGUGUACUAUUCUGUGUUCGCCUAAUUUUCUUAUAGUUUCCUUCUUUAUGUUCAAGUCAUUCACCCAUUUUGAAUUCAUCUUGGUGUAGGGUGUGAGGUGUUGAUCUAAGCCUAAUCUUUCCCACACUGUCCUCCAAUUUUCCCAGCAGUUUUUAUGAAAUAGUGGAUUUUUGUCCCCAAAGCUGGGAUCUUUGGGUUUGUCAUAUACUGUCUUGCCGAGGUUGUUUGCCCCCAGUCUAUUCCACUGAUUCUCCUUUCUGUCUCUUAGCCAGUACCAAAUUGUUUUGAUGACCACUGCUUUGUAAUAUAGUCUGAGAUCUGGGACUGCAAGACCCCCUUCCUUUGUAUUUUUUUCAUUAUUUCCCUGGAUAUUGUAAAAAAUAGACUUGAAUACAGGACUACAAUCCCCACGAACCUUUGCUCCACUUCCCCAGAAUGCCUUGUAAUCUCAUCUGGGCCGAGAUCGAGAAGGUAUUUAAGCUGAUUCAAAGGCUUUUGAGGGGCUCUUGGCUCUUUUUGGACUUCCGUUUUGGAGCAGGCUGGUCUCUUGCGUGAUGUGAGGUUAUUUUUCUAGGCCUCUGGCCUAGGCACAUGUUUCUUACUUGUAUAUUCUUUAAUCUUUAACCUUUAAUAAACCUCUAAAAAAUAUAAUACUCCUUGCAGAGAGAAACUAAUUUCUACCUGCCUCAGAUGCCUCAGUCUCCCCGACUCACCUAAAUUUUAAUCUUUACAGUUAUGGCGACCACUAGAUUGGAUGAGAACUUCUCAAAAAUUUUUAGCCUAGAUAAUGAUUUUUUUUAAGCCAGUUUCUCCAAGAUGCCUUUUUUAGAAAACCAUCUUGAUCAGCUCCUGCCUGUGGCCUUCUCCUGCUUCUGCUCCUGGCCUCUCACCUGGUGCCCCAGCUCCACUUGUCUGCGCUCCAGCUCCCCGCCCGACCCACCCCGGCGGUCUGUCUCACCCAUCUGGCCUCAGACCCAGCCGGCUCAUCCCCCAGAUCCUUGGAGCAGAUUGCUGAGGACUCAUUCCGACCAGCUGGUAACAGUAUUGGCCACGUGGGUGGAGAGACAGAGAGGGAAAGGAGAAUGGGUAAUUUUCCUUUAGGCUAAGCCUCCACGUGGAUGGGGGUAUUGGCCACUGGGGGGAUCAUAUCAGGGGAGAGAUAAAAAGGAGAGGAGAAGAAACAGAUUUUUUCAAACAGAAACUUAAAAAGCAAUGGGCUGUUUAAAAGGAUUUUUGACUGUUCUGGUAAUUUCAUUGAUUCUACCUGCUUGUCAGGGAGCAGACUCAGCCCAAAGAUUCAACUUUAACUUUGGGGAGGAAAAUGGGUGGCUCAGCGACCUGAUUGCCAGACAUAAAGACAUUCGGUCCUGGGUUAAAAUCUGGCCUCAGAUACUUCCUAGCUAUGGGGCCCUGGACGGGUCCCUUGAAACCCAUUGCCUAGCCCUUACUACUCUGCCUUCAGACAAUAGACAUUUAAAUGGAUAAGAACCCAAGGAACUUUGAAGAGACUAAAGGCUAUAUUCUAAGGCAUUUCAGACUCCAAUGGUUUAUAAAAAUCUCUGUAUUCUAUUGCAUUUUUUGUUUAAGGUUUAACUUUGUGAUUUUAAGUUCAUAUAUUACUGGAUUCAAUAUUAUUCUGCUUGAACUGAAGGUUGAUUGAAUUUAAUUUGAAUGUACUGAGUUGUGAAAUUCUGUUGUUUUCCCCCUAUAACUGUGUUGAACAAAUAUUAUUGUGAAUAAGCUCAUACAUGAAAAAAACAGCUUUUUUCUAUUUUGCUUAGGAUAGAUGGACUUCAGAACUGGUUAUAAUUGUAUUAACAACCUUUGGAAUUUUAAUGUGCUAAAUACCUCAAAUGAUUUGAUUUUAAGGGUUUUUAAAAUAUGAUUUUUGGAAUUUUUUUUAAACAAUCUGGUUAUUUUUGCCUGCCCCUAACACGAGGUAAGGCCCAUUACAGUAGCUGAAGUGAAAUACAUUUUAUAACCCCCAACCUUCCCACAUGUGAAUGGAAGUUGGGCAAUUAAUCUCAGGGCAUUUGUAUCCCUAUAAGCCUCCAAGAAAAAGGAGCACCCCUUUAUUUAUGCUCUUCAGCUCACUAUUUUACUUCUACCAGAAUGAUAUAUAGAUUUCUUGAUUAUGUUCUUAACCCAAGAUGAGUUUUAAUUUGUUUUAAAAACUAUGUUUAAAUACCAAGGUUGAAGAAUUGCUAUGUUUGUAAAAAUUGUGACAAAUAUCCAUCAAUUCAUAGGUUUUAAAAAUGUCAUACAGCAACUUAUGUGAAAUAUGAAAGUGUGUUUGUUUGCUAUUGUAAUUAAUUGGGGUAUUGAGAAUUUUGGGGAUUUUGAUAUCUACAUAUUUAUACUACUGUAUUUUUAAAGAUGAAAAAAUUGUUAACCUUGUUCAAUUCAUUUGCCUUCUACUCACAGUGAUCAUGGCCAGAUACAAAGAGGAAAUGGAUCUCAUUUUUUGGUGAGAAAGCCUUGCAUUUUAUAUUUUCUUAACUGACAUCGAGUGUAAAUGAUUGUAAGCUAUAUUUUUGAAUUUUUUAAAGCUCUUUUAUUAUAUUUUUCUUGCAUGUACAAUAUACUUUUUCAGUUUUUUUCUCUCCUUUUUAUAUUUGAAGCACAUGUCAGCAGUAUUAAGAUUUUCUUUAACCUUUUGAUUUUUAAGUUUAAGAUACAUUUGCUAAUACAUGCCCUAAAAGGCUUGUGACUAAAAAAAUGAUGCCACUAAUUAUUUAAAUAAAUUAUGGGACCUUGCUUAAUGAUUCUGAUUCCAGGACAAGAGAUACACACAAGAGCCAUUUCAUAGGGCCAAAGAAAGGCCAAUCUAGGAUGGAUUGAUGCACUUCUAGGCCAAUACAAAGGUCUUGAACCUAGUGUGAAGACUCGAGGUUACUAUGUUUAACAUGUGUUAAGACAUAGGCUUUCCUUGUAUCCACACUCACCCUGAGGAUACUCACAGACGAGUGUCCCCAAAACCUUGGCUUCUAUAAUCUGGUCCCUUCCUUUUCUGCCUCUCAUAGUGUGGUACCUUUCUGUAGUCCUGGCAAUGACUGGGUAAAUGCAUCAUUACUUAGAUCAUUUUGAUGGCCUUGAUUGAAGGACCUGUUAUAGAUUUAUACUUGAAAUUUUUACAUAUAAGACUUUGAUAGUCUAUAUUUUCAUCCAGAAAUUUUUCUUUCCUUUUGAUUUUUCUGAUGUCUUUUUAAUAUCUCUUGCCAAUUGAUUCAUAUACCUCAUACCUCAGCCAUGCAUCCCUAAGUGAUCCCCCUUUUUUUUAUAUCACCCUCUUAACGGGGGGAAUGUAAAAAAAAAUCAUUAUUUAAAUUGCAAGGUUUAAAUUCCUUUUGAGAAGAAUUUUAGGUAAAGAAGAUGCUACUUCCCUGAAUUCAGAAACUGAACUGUUGGAGAAGCCAUCAUGAAGAAGCCUCCAGACCACAAACUGCACAAAAAUGAACUUUGGGUGUGGUUAAUGAACAUUUAUUUGCAUGCAUGCUUUCAUGCCAAAGGGAACUGCCCCCUAACUGGCUUUCUGUCAAUGCGUCCAGUAAUUAUUGGUUUUAUUCUUUUCUUUCUCUUAUCCUCAAAUUAUUGUAAUCUUUAAAUUGAUUAUGUUCUCAUGAUCCUUUGGAAAAAAAUUAAUUUUUUUUGCAAACGAUCAUAGGGGGAAAUGUAAAAAAUAGACUCGAAUACAGGACUACAAUCCCCACGAGCCUUUGCUCCACUUCCCCAGAAUGCCUUGUAAUCUCACCUGGGCCGAGAUCGAGAAGGUAUUUAAGCUGAUUCAAAGGCUUUUGAGGGGCUCUCUCUUGGCUCUUUUUGGACUUCUGUUUUGGAGCAGGCUGGUCUCUUGCGUGAUGUGAGGUUAUUUUGUCUAGGCCUCUGGCCUAGGCACAUGUUUCUUACUUGUAUAUUCUUUAAUCUUUAACCUUUAAUAAACCUCUAAAAAAUAUAAUACUCCUUGUAGAGAGAAACUAAUUUCUACCUGUAUCAGAUGCCUCAGUCUCCCCAUCUCACCUAAAUUUUAAUCUUUACAAUAUCCUUGAUCUUUUGUUCUUCCAAAUGAACUUUGUUAUGGUUUUUUCUAAAUCAGUAAAAAAAAUUUUUGGAAGUUCCAUGGGUAUGGCACUAAAUAUAUAGAUGAGUUUGGGUAGGAUGGUCAUUUUUAUUAUAUUGGCUCGUCCUACCCAUGAGCAGUUAAUGUUCUUCCAAUUGUUCAAGUCUAUUUUUAGUUGUGUGGAAAGUGUUUUGUAGUUGUGUUCAUAUAGAUCCUGUGUUUGUCUCGGGAGAUAGAUUCCUAAGUAUUUUAUUUUGUUUAAGGUAAUUUUGAAUGGGAUUUCUCUUUCUAGUUCUUGCUGCUGAGCUGUGUUGGAAUUAUAUAGAAAUGCUGAUGACUUAUUGUAGUCGAGGAUUACCUCCUCUUUUCUUUAUUUGUAUUUGCUUAAGAUAAAGUUGUGGACUUGCUUGUCUUUGCUUCAGACAAAGAUGAGGAUUGACCUUCACCCAUCCUGGGACCAAGGAUGGAACAGUAAACAUGAAGGAUGCAGGAUAACAUUUAUGAAAGGCAAAUUGCGAUUAGGUGGGCGCCUAUCCCCUUAUCUGCCCCUCUUCCCCUUGUUUGUAUUUGUAAUAAACGAAGGAUGUGGGUUAACCUUUGAACACCUGCCUAUCCCUGAACCAAGGUUAGGGUUUCUGGAAUGAAGAAUCAUAAAUUCCUGUGGGUUUUGUCUAAGUAGUCUUUGCCUAUAAAAGUUCUGUGUGAAGCAAAUAAAAUUGGCACUAUUUCUCUCUUUCA